Rhagoletis zephyria (snowberry fruit fly) is the source of this 1613-nucleotide messenger RNA. RefSeq lists its product as uncharacterized. The record is from RefSeq and is a predicted model, not a curated record. NCBI's taxonomy places the organism in Eukaryota, Metazoa, Arthropoda, Insecta, Diptera, Tephritidae.
AAACAUCAACUAAAUACAUAUACAAAUACUUACCUUUGUAAGUGUACAUAAUACUUGUUACUCGUCGUGAACGGACGUGUUUUUGCCGUGCUCCGAGUUUUUCUUAAAUUCAACUUGUGCUUUUACUUUUAAUUCAAUGGCGCAUAACAAUUAAAAUUGUGUUAUGAGACAUUGACUCUGUUAGCCUUUUCCUGUGCUUUUAUAUUUUACCAAUUGGAUUAUUAUGCCGUGUUUUUGUGGCCAUAGGGUCGAGCGCGCCCAAACUUCAGUGCAAUGUGAAAACUGCCGAGAAAUUUAUCACUUAGAUUGUGUUGUUGGUAACUUGCCUGCCGACCCAAAUUAUCUAAAUAAUGCUGAAAAUAUAUAUAUCUGUGGUUUGUGUGCUCCCGCUCAACUAGACGAGUCUUUGACUUCGCAUAACUCGUCGUUACAACAACAGCAAGCCAUACAAGUGCAAGUGCCAAUGCCGCCUACUGGCGAUGAUAAUUUUAACGAGUUGAAAAGAGUUAACUCUCAACUUCUUGCUGCUGUGACUGCUUUGCAUAAUGAUAAUGAGUGCUUACGUCAAAAAACAGAUUGUCUUCAAGCCGAGGUUCGUGAUUUGCACUGUAAGCUUAACGAGAAUAAUACAACUUUAUCUCAUUUGCUCACUCGUUUUGAAAAUUUCUUUGAUGUAUACAACAACAACACUGCUAAAUCCAUGCAGCCAGCUUCUACUUGCGCCCCAACAGGUGCUAUGGGCUCUGUCGACGUAGUUUCUAAUGCUGCUGAAACAACAGCUGAUACUGCUGCUAAUCCGCCGCAGCCUAAUGAAGCUGCUGCUGCUGCUAGCAUUUCAACUGCGACGCAAAUUCCAAUCGCCGCUACUUCGCAAUCUUCGUCGCCUACUUCGGGUAUUGUUGUCAAGCCUCCUGCAGUUGUUGGUAACGAGAACGAAUGGAGAACAGUGCAGAAUAAAAAGAAAUACAAACGAAGUAAUAAAAAUAAAAUUGUUAACAACAAAGAUUGCGCUCCUAACAAUGCUAAUGUUGAAGCAGGUACUAGUUCAAUGCCUGAUAGUGCUGAAAGCAACAACAAUGCUCCCAUUACAAAUGAUAACAUUUCUUCUGCCGAUAACCUGUCAGUUUUGGGUACUGGUAAUGCUGUGCUUGCUCAACAACAAAUAAAUGAUGAAAGGGAAUUUGAAGACAAUGCUGCGUGGGCAAAAGUAAACAACAUAAGGCGAAAUAACAACGUAAUUGUUGUGGGUUCUAAUGCAAGCACCGAAUUGUGCAUUGCUGAUCGUAUGAUGUGGGCGCACUUGUCGUCAUUUGAUCCUAAAGUCACUGCUGAUGAUAUUAAGAAUUAUGUGUGUAAGCAUGUGAACAUUGAUAAAAAGGCUCUCUCUUGCUAUGCUUUAGUUAAAAAAGAUGACCCAGCAGAAAAUCGUACCCACGUUAACUUCAGGUUGGGUGUUCUAAAAAUUUGGCCUAUAAAUGUAAGAGUGAAACCAUUUAAUUUUUUUCGCAAACGGGGAGGUCGCAAACGAAGAGGUCGAACCCAACAACAAAAUGUGUAGAAGCCAGUACAACAACAAGAUGUGCAGAAGCCGGCGCGGCUAAUAAUAAUAUAUA